Podarcis lilfordi (Lilford's wall lizard) is the source of this 10153-nucleotide messenger RNA. NCBI's taxonomy places the organism in Eukaryota, Metazoa, Chordata, Lepidosauria, Squamata, Lacertidae. The record is from the annotation of a GenBank genome assembly.
UGUGGGUGAGAAUGCGCAUGCGUUGAGUGGAAGUUCCGGGUUGCCGGAAGCGUGCGUGGGUCGCUGCUGCUGCUGCUAAGGGAAGCAUGUCGGCCAUCGGGACCCUCGACCCUGUCCGGGGCGGCGGGGAAGCGACCCCGGCCCUGUUCCGCCCGCUUAGCGCCGAGGACGAGGAGCAGCUGCCUGACGAGAUCGAGUCCCUCUGCAUGGCCUGUCACUCCAACGUGAGCCUCCCCAAGAUGCUAGUCCUCACUCUGCUGGUCCCUUCUCUCUCUCCACCCCGGCUGUGGGGCCUCACCGUCCUCCGGGAGUGGCGGGACACUUCCUUCCCCCCGGGCAGCUUCUCAAGAGGGGGACGAGAGGGUUCUCGCGGGGAGUUGCUAAGACGCAGGUUUUCCUUCUAAUUGCAGCAGCCUCUGCCAAGAUGGGAGCCCCACUCCGCCGCCUCCAUCGCCUCCAUCCUAUUCCUCCUCUUCUAGGACUUGCCCCUGGAGAGGAAACCCCUUUCUUGUGCUGGGCGACCCCUCUCAGGCCUUGCUGUCUUGCUUUUUCUCUCUCCCCCCCUCCCUGCCCCCGAUCGGCUGCCCUCUGAGCAAGGACUUCUCCCCCCCCCCAAAAAACCCCACCCAUGGUGCCAUAUAGUUUCUAAAAAUCAUUAUUAAAUUUAGGGUGGGGAGGGGGGGAUAGGUGACUGUUGUUUGUUCGGUUUGGAGUAAGCCCAUUGGAAAUAGCGCCCCUAAGUUAGUCCUGCCCAUUGACUUCAGCGGGUCUACUCCAAGUCGGGCUGUCGUAUACAACCCUCAUUCAGCGUUGGGGUUAUAGGAGCAGGUAGUGUUUGUCUGGGAUAAGGCAUGUCUGUUACAGAGCUUUGGUGCAGAGGGGGAAGUUGUGGUGUCUUUGUAUAAAGGGGAAAGGUGCUAAGUGUGACUGUGCAGCAGCCCAGAUGUUUGGGAUGCUGAGCCCUUGCAGUUUGCCUUUAUUCUUCUUUUUCUUUAUCUAGGGGGUGACUCGGUUGUUGCUGACUAGGAUUCCCUUCUUCAAAGAGAUCAUUGUCAGUUCCUUCGCCUGCAAUAGAUGUGGCUCGACUAACUCAGAGAUCCAGUCGGCUGGCCAGAUCCAGGAUCAAGGUGUAUGCUAUAUGCUGACUGUGCGGAGCAAGCAGGUGAGUGGGUUUGUCUGCUUCCCAUUCCCCUGUGGUAGCUUAAGGACCUUGAUUUUGCUUUAGAAGCAAAUUUGGCAGCUUUGAAGAUUGGUUUUGGCACAAUCGCUGCCCGUUUGGAUCCACUGUGUCACAGAACUGAUUCACUGUAAAGCUGAUCUGGCUUGAGAAACCACAAUUGGCAGAGAAGUAAACUUUCAAUCAAUUAAGCUUACUUUCUUACAAUACAAAGGCAGCACAGUGUGUGGCUGUAGGUGGGCUGGGCUGCUGAUGUCACGUUGCAGAAAUCAGACUAAAGAAAUCCAGAUUUGAGGUCCCUCGGUGUGAUCUUACGUUAUAUAAAAAUUUAAUAGCCACUUUUCCAAGACUCAAGGCAGUGUAGAAACCAUAACCCAGAUUACAUAUAGAAAACCACUCAGUCAGUGCUAGAAACUUACUCUGCCAUUCCAAAAGAGAUGCCUUUUACACCCCUCCUCCAGUGCAGAGUUCAAAAACGCCUGUGACCCCCAGGUUGCAUAAAAACAUAACUUAGGCAUCUAGCAGGGUUUGGGAGUUGGAUCCAGCCAGCAGCCAGAUCCUUACACACUCCCCACCCCCACUCCCCAUGAGCCAAUUUUGACAGGUGCAUGGGGCCACCCACCUGUCAGUCACCAGAUGUCAUUCUGUCAGGUGACCUGUUUUCCUUUGCCCUCACAGUUUUCAGUCAAACCAUGUGGGCAAAGUAAAUGGGUGUGUGUGCUCUGGAUCGGAACUUGGGUCCAGUUUGUCCUUUAGAAUUAACUGGUAACUGGAUGGGGAAAAACCUCUGAAUGUGUGACAUCCAUGAUGGUGUUUCAUACAAACAUGUAGGGCCAGUGGUCGGUCUCUAAAUGUUCUUCCAAAGUGGAAUUCUGAAACUGGAAGGGAAAAUAGCUGCCUUGCUCUUUGGAAGAGAUACUUCGGUAACAUCUGUUUGCAAAUAGCUGAAGAGGCAUUUGGGUUUUCGUGCCAUUUUCUGUGGGGUAACUAACUGCCACCUGUCUCCAUUGCACAUUUAAAGGUUGGCUUUGGUCACCCUUUUAUCUCUGGUUACCAGGGAUAAACGGUAACAUGGGCACAAGCUUCUAGGAAGAGGCAGAAGGAAUGGGGUGGGCUGGAGCUGAUUCCAAAGGCCUCUUUCCCCUUUCCUGCUCUGGUUUGGGUUAGUUGGGGCGGUGUUAUCACUCAGCAUGUGUUUCCCUUUAGUUCAUGUGUGCUUUGGGCAUGUCCUUGUCCUCACCCAACCAGGUGGGCUGCCGGGUUUCUAGACUGGUAUAACUUCUCCUGUAAAUCAUUCUCCCCAGGAUAUGAAUAGGGAAGUGGUGAAGACUGACUGUGCCACAGCUAGAGUACCCGAGCUAGACUUUGAAAUCCCUGCUUUUUCUCAGAAGGGAGGUGGGUAUAUGGUCGUUUCACUAUGUCUUGGGGCAGCUGGUCUUUGGGAUGCAAGGAGCUACUAGCACAUUCCUGACGACCUGUUCCGGAGGAGGAGCUGCUGUUUGAGGGUGUGAAAAGGAACAUUUUCCACUGUGGGGCUUUUAAAGGGUGUGUGGAAGAGGCAUUUGUUGUACUGGCUUGAACAAAAGGGCUAGAAAGCCCCUUGAUCAAGCCCCCUGCCCAGUCAGCCUAUAGAAUCCAGAUCUCCACUAAGUAGCUUCCUGCUUUCUGAGAGUCUGCUCUCGUGUUCCUCCUGAUCUGAUUAACAUGAGAAUUAACUGUUGGGCUGCUGGAUCAGGCCAGAGAGCCAUCUCAUUCAACAUCCUGUUCUCAGAGCAGCCAAACUGAUGCCUCUGGGAAGCCCAUAAGCAGGACUUGAGUGCAACUGCAACUGGCAUGCAGAGGCUUGCUGCCUCUGAGAGUGGAGACAGAACAUAGCCACUGGCGCAGGUAGCCAUGGAGAGUCCUCCAUUAAUUUGUCUACCCCUCUUCUAAAGCCAUCCAAGUUGGUGGCUGCUGACUGCUUUCCAAAGUAGUGGUGCUCCUUGGUUAAAUCAUUGGGGAUGCCAGCUCACCCUGUGUUCUGUGCACCUGCAGUGGUUGUCAGUGUGCUACUUCCAUCUGCUCUAUUUUCUGAGGGCAGCUGGCGGGGGGAGGGCAGUGGAAUUGAUGGGGGUACGAGGCAGAGAAGGAAUUGUGUUGCCAGGCUGCCUUUUGAAAAGCAAAAGUUGGGGCCUCUCUUCCCUGUUCUACCCAGUCUGGGGCUCACUGCAGAGGAUCUGCUGCUGGCAGAAUGGACUGAUAUCAGUCCAUGAGAGCCAGCAAAGGAGCCAACCUCGUUAUUUCUAGUAAUAACAGUCACUUUUCCUUGCCAGUGUGGAAGAGUAUAACUGGUGGGGUCUGGACUGCUGGGUAGUGAUGUGUCUGCCCUUUAUCUCUCCCUCCCUCUCACCAGCUCUUACCACCAUUGAAGGGUUAAUUGAGAGAGCCAUAGAAGGAUUGAAGCAGGACCAGCCAUUCCGCAGGGUAAGCUGCUUGCAAAGGCUCCGCAGGGGAGAGCACUUUCUUGUCUGUGUGGGCUGACCUGUCAUUUCAUGGGGAUUUUCGGUCAGCUGGCAGGGUGAAAGAUGCAUGUGUUGGGGACAUCAGCUGCUGAAUGAUUUCUUGCUUAUUGAACAAGAUACCUGGCAUUGGCAGUUGCUAUGGCAGUGCUCAUCGCACGGCCAGUAUAUUAAAUGAAUUUUGGGCUUAUUUAGUUUUAGAAGUCGCCCUUCGGGAAGCAGAACUUGAGAACUGCCUAGAAGCACUGAACGCCCUUUUGGUUUGGGCAGCUCUAUCGCAGUCCUGUGAGCCAGUAAAGCUGGUCCUAAAUAUUUCUAGCAGUAUUGUUAAAGGCCCCGGAAGUCCAGAAUAUGGGUGGCUAACACCUUGCCUACCCCCCUUUUGGUAAACAAAGACUCACUUGUUGAAUAUGUCUGGCAAUAACAUGCAGCAAGUGAUGCUGGACAAAUAACAGAGAGCAGAGGAUAUAAGGCAGCUUUCUCUGUGCUUGUUUGUUUGAUAUUCUUUGCUGUAAUGCAGGGAAGGGGAACGUUUGGUUCUCUGGUUGUUGUUGGACUUCAACUCUCAUCCUCCCUGAUCAUUGGCCCUGCUGACCGCAAGGGGUGAUGGGAGUUGUGGCCUGUGGUUUUGGAUUUUGAGUCUGGUGUUGGACUCCCAAGUUGUUCUUCCAAGCUGGUCUGGAUAAUAGAGGCUAAAAGCAACUGCUUUUGCUUUCUGGACGCAGGAAACCCACCCAGACGUUGCAGAGAAGAUCGAGGAAUUCAUCUGUAAGCUGAAGCGCUUGAAAGAUGUGGAUUCAGCCUUCACUUUUGUAAGUACCACCAGGACAGGGUUGCCUUUAGGUGGGGUGGGGAGUCUUGGCCUAUCCUGGCAUGCACCCAACUGUUCCCUGCAGAAGCAAACAGGCUCUUAAUGGUUCUUCCCUUCCACUUCCUUUCUCUCUUGCCAGAUCCUAGAUGACCCCUCUGGCAACAGCUUUGUGGAAAACCCUCAUGCCCCACAGAGGGACGAAGCCCUGGUGGUGACCCACUACAGGAGAACUGCUCAGCAGGCUGCUCUGCUUGGAAUUGAGGUAGCUUGAGUUAGAGGGUGUCUGGCCUUAGUGGAUUCAUGAAGGCCCCGUAACUUAGUAUUUAGGCAAUGGCGUUCUAGUUCAUGUGCCACUGUUGUUGAUCGCUUGACCUUUGAGCCGUGCUGCAGGUCCUAAGAGUGUGCAGCAGACAAAUUCCAACAUCUCUGUUCUUUCUUAGGCUGAGGAAUCCAAGGAGGACUUGACUGACUCUGUGGACGACCUACGGAAUGAAGUGAGUAAACUGCCCUUGAGGUUUAGGCAGUCUUCUGGAGUACUCUGUGGCCUGCUUAGGCCUGGCUUGUGCCCUCUGGAGAGUUCCUGUUCCCAGCAGGGGUCACUCUACAGAAAGGGACUUAGAAUCAUAUGAUUGUAGAGUUGGAAAGGACCACAAGGGUGAUCUUGUCCAACCCCUUGCAAUGCAAGAAUCUGAGAUCAAGAGUCUCAUGCUCUGCUGACUGAGCUAUCCACUGUGCCCCUCUCCUGUAUUCCAGGUGCUGCAGUUUGGCACCAACUGCCCUGAAUGUAAUGCUCCGGCCAGUACAAACAUGAAGCUGGUGCGUAUCCUUUUGAGUCCGUGAACGAGGAACAUGUCACAUUCCAGUCCGGUCAUGUGGGGCCAAUAAAGUGUGUGUGUGCAGAUGCAUCGGUCUUGGCCAAAGAGUGCGGUUCAACCAAACAUACCUUAUUCCUUUUUUUUAGUGGUGGAGGAACUGUGUCAAGGGUGGUUUGGAGUGCUGUUCUAGGGCUGGGAUUCUGACAAUGAGGAGAUCUGACAAAGCAAAGAAGUAGGUCUUGUAUCUGUAUCAGUAAAACAGGUAUGUGAGUUUAGCUGUUUGUUGGUUUCCUUGACUUCUCCUUCUCCAGAGAUCCCUCAUUUCAAAGAAGUCAUUAUCAUGGCUACGAACUGUGAUGCUUGUGGGCACAGAACAAACGAGGUGAGAGGCUUUUGGUCUGGCAGGGUUGAUGUUUCCUCGGAUGAACUCUGUCCGGUUUACUGUUUUCCUACUUGUCCAUAGGUUAAAUCUGGAGGAGCCAUAGAGCCUUUGGGGACCAAGAUAACCCUUCAUGUGACUGACCCAUCCGACAUGACGAGGGACAUCCUCAAGGUGUGGUGCUGUUUUCUCCGUCAUUGUUCAUUUCUUGCAAAUUUCUGCCCCCAGAAACUAAGUGAAAUGUCCUCCUUCUUCCGCAGUCCGAAACCUGCAGAGUGGAGAUUCCAGAGCUUGAAUUUGAGCUAGGAAUGGGAGCCCUGGGUGGGAAAUUCACAACUCUGGAAGGAUUGCUAAAGGAUAUCCAGACUCUGGUGAGUUUUGUAAUAAAAUAAAUGAAUAUCCCACCUUUGAAGGUAACGCCCUCACAAAGUGACUUGCAGUUAAUGAAAAAACAUAUUGGAAGGAAGCUGUUAAAUUAAGGGGGGGGGGACACCUUAAACCAAUAGGAACUCAAAACAAAUUUGAGUUGGCUUGUUGACUGCACUUCAGCUGGAGAAAUGUCCUUCCUCUAGACAGGUGUGGAUCUUGCCAGCAGGUGCCAACAGGUGUUGGUCUCUGGAGGGACAGGAGACAGGAAUAAUGUUACAGAAUGGGAAGACUGAAUCUGCUGGAUGUGAGCAGAGUCAUUGGUGGGCUUAGGGAGGGGGACCUGCUUUUGAACAGGGACUAAAUUCUGAGUUGUCUCUUACAGGUGGAGAAGAACCCAUUCACUCUGGGGGACAGCUCAACAUCAGACAGAGCAGAAAAACUCUGUGCAUUUGGCAGGAAGCUGCAACAGGUUUGGUGCCUCUAUUCCUUUAACUCAGCAUACUAUGGUUUUCUGUUUUUUUGUACAUUUUUUUUUUACUGUAGUUUGUAAAUUUUAAUUUUGCUGGAUUUUAUGGUGUUAUUGAUAUAUGCCUACUGAUUUUUAGUAAAAGGGAUGCGGGUGGUGCUGUAGGCUAAACCACUGAACCUCUUGUUUUUUUUUUUUUUUAAUGAUAUUUAUUAAAAUUUCAAAGAAUACAAGAAUUACAUAAAAACAAAAAGUAAAAAUACAAGAAAAUACAAAAUACAGAGAAAAGAAUAAAAAAACCCUUAAAAAGAAAAAAGAAAAAGAAAAAUAGAUCAAUCUUUCCAUAACUUACAUUCAUAUCCUUGUUUCCCUAACCUCCUCAUACUCCCUUUUUUGAUAGUUAGAGAUAUUUAUUAAAGUUUUUAAGAUAUAACAAAGAAAUGAAAAAGAAAAAGAAAAAUACAAAAUAAAAACAGUUAAAAACACAUUAAUUUUCCAUAGCAUAUCUUCCUUACACUUAUUUCCCCGGACCUCCUCAUACCUCCCUUUUUUGUAUUCCAGUUCAGUUUGUUAGUUCAGCAAAUCCUUACCAUUAAGCUUUUACCCAUUUGUGAACCUUUUUUUCGUAUCUCUUAAAGCAUUACAGCUGGAAACCACUUAGUUUCUAUCCAACAUCCUUCUAAGAUUCAUUAAUUUUACAAUAUUUCUGUAAAUAGUCUUUAAAUUUCUUCCAAUCUUUAAACCACUGAACCUCUUGAGCUUGCCAGUCAGAAGAUCGGUGGUUCAAAUCCCUGCGACAGGGUGAGCUCCUGUUGCUCUGUCCCAGCUCCUGCCAACCUAUCAGCUCAAAAGCAUGCCAGUGCAAAUAGAUACAUAGGUACCACUCUGGUUUCCAUCAGUGUCCCAUGUGCCAGAAGCGGUUUAGUCAUUCUGGCUACAUGACCCGGAAAGCUGUCUGUGGACAGACACAGGCUCCCUCAGCCUAAAAGCGAGAUGAGCGCCACAACCCUGUAGUUGCCUUUGACUGAACUUAACCAUCCAGGGGUCCUUUACCUUUUUUACCUACUGGUUUUUAGUUAUGUUUCAUAUUUGUGAGCUGUUUACUGUGUGAGUUACAUUCUUUAGUUUCAUUGGAUGUCCAGAAGUUCUGUCGUUAGGAGAGAAGGAAUUUUUCCCUCUGUACACUUUCUUCAUGCCAUGAGAAAUUUUAUACAUUUCUAUAAUGUCUGCUCUUAUUCACCUUAAAUUCUGUAACCUUUCCCCAUAGGGGAGUUUCUCCACCUCUUUUUGAUGGUUUUGGUUGCCCUUUUUUAAAAACUCUUUUCCAACUCUACAAUACAGUUGUAUCAUGCUUCUCAAACUCCUUGGCACUCGUACGUUUUGGCUCCCAAACGCCGGAAACCUGGAAGUAAGUGUUCCGGUUUGCAAACGUUUUUCGGAAGCUGAACGUCCGAAGCUCCUGCAGCCAAUCGGAAGCCGUGCCUUGGUUUUUGAAUGGUUUCCGGAGUCAAACGGACUUCCAGAACCGAUUAUGUUUGAGAACCAAGGUGCGACUGUUAUCUUUUUUUGAGGUGGAGAACUGUGCACAGUAUUCCAAAUGUAGUCACACCAUAAAUUUGUAUAAUGGCAGUUUUAUUUUCAGUUCCUUUCCUAAUGAUUCCUAGCAUGGAAUUUGCCCCUUUCACAGCUACUGCAUACUGGGUUGACACCUUCAUUGAGCUACCCACUAUAAUCUCCGAAGUCUCUCUCUGAGACUGCUAAUAUCGAGUGGUAUAUAAGCUAAAUAAAUGAUGAGAAGGGCAUUUGGGCUCUUUGGCUUGAUGCUCCUCCUGUACUUGGGCUAAUUUUCUGGCUGGGACGAGAGGCUGUGAAGCCUUCUCUGAUGGGCAUGCCUUUUCUGUUUCUCUCCAGGUAGUAGAUGGGCAGUUGAGGAUACAUUUUGUCCUGGAUGACCCUGCAGGGAACAGUUACCUCCAGGUACAGUGAACUUGGGAAAGAAGAAACAAGGGGUUGUUUAGCAGAUAGUGCUGUAGCAAGUGCUGGCCAUGUUGGUUCCUGAGAACAGGAAAGUUCUGAGAAUGGCCCAUUUAAAGAAGACAGGCUGUGGUGUAUGCAUGUGCCUGGCUGCUGAGUUUCAAAGUGCUUGGGGAGAAAGAGCACAAAAUGAUGGUGAUGACAAGAGGCCUAAGAUAUUGACACUGCUGAGAACAGGCUAAGAUGGCACCAACCCAGGUGUUAUGUGACCCAGCUCAGCUCCCGGGACAGCAAGGGAAGAAAGGGCAGAGUCAUUUGACAGAGCUGGAGACCUCCGGACAGUGUAGGAUGGUAACGCUGGAGGAGUGGAGGUUACAACAGGGAUGUAUAUAGGGCCACAGGGGAGUCUGUACCUUCCUUACCCAUGUCAGGAACGGGACACAGGACGAGGAACGGAGCAAGUGCCUAAGUUUGGGGUUUGAGGGGCCUGGGUAGUGCAUUGGGGGCUUGAGGCUGGAGAAUCCUUGGCUAACACACUCAAUGUUGAAAACGGCUUGAGCCAAGUUGCAAUCUUUUUGGCUUAGCAUCUUGGAUUUUGAGGAUAAGUGGGGAGUUUUGAGAUUGGGGAAAACAUCGGAUAUCCAGGUGCCUCCAAACAUAUUGCUGAAGAAUCCAAGCAUGCUUGUGCUCAGGCCCAGCUUUGCAUGCCUUGAAAAGUAUUCAAGAGAGAGAGGUGUGUGUGUAUACAAGUCAGGGAUGGGGCACCUGGUGUUCUCCAGAAGAAUGCUGCACUCAAUUCUCAACAUCCCAGACCACCUGCUGCACUGGCUGAUAGCUCUCAUCCAUAUGCAUGUUCCAUGUAACUGAUCUCAAUAUACACCUGCUCUAGAUUUGGCCCUUGCACAAGCCACGUGAUCCCUUUCCUAAAAUGAGCUAAACAGGGAGCAGGCCAUGGUGCCCUUCUACCCCCCAAACUCCCCAAAGCUGGUGAUUCAUUCCUUGUGGGCUGUGCAGGAAGGGUUUCUGUGUUGUAUCCCCGCAUAACACAACCGCCUCUUGCUGCCCGCAGAACGUUUACGCUCCUGAGGAAGACCCGGAGAUGCGAGUGGAGCACUAUGAGCGGCAGUUUGAGCAAAACGAAGAGCUGGGCCUCAACGACAUGAAAACAGAGGGCUACGAAGCAGACGGCACUUCCCAGCGGUAGCAGCGCCACAUAGAGGCCAGGACAGUGUUGUGCAGAAAAAGAUGAACAGUUCCGCCUGUCUGGCGAAGGAAGGGUCGGCUUGUGACUCUCUGGAUUGAAUUUGACCCACGGAAAGCUUGCUAGCAGGGCUUCUCAUAAAAACGAAAGCAUUGCUUCUGGUUUGAGGCUCAUUCUGUUAUGGCCUGGGAUUCUGUUGGUGCAAACGGCACAGGCCAUCCUCUGCUUGAUUUACUCCCCCAACUGGCCCAUCGAAGUUAGAUGCCCAGAUAUAUCAUUGCCCGGGAUCUUCAGCACUUGGUUCUGUAUUGAGUGCUGCCUCCUGCAUGAAUAGUGUCUGGCAUUUUCAGUAAGGGAGGCAACAUUGUCGGUCUUCUCUUCUCCCCUGUUCCCUUGCGGAUGUUUGGUUUUUUUGCAUUUGUUUUUCUCCAGAGCAAUAAAAGUGAGGUGUGUGAAAAGACAA